Melanotaenia boesemani (Boeseman's rainbowfish) is the source of this 4547-nucleotide messenger RNA. RefSeq names its product voltage-dependent calcium channel beta subunit-associated regulatory protein. The coding region runs from base 268 to 3303 and encodes 1011 amino acids. Gene Ontology annotation, cellular component: plasma membrane; secretory granule. Gene Ontology annotation, biological process: negative regulation of calcium ion-dependent exocytosis; negative regulation of voltage-gated calcium channel activity. Gene Ontology annotation, molecular function: transmembrane transporter binding. The record is from RefSeq and is a predicted model, not a curated record. The transcript is spliced from 11 exons. Lineage: Eukaryota; Metazoa; Chordata; Actinopteri; Atheriniformes; Melanotaeniidae.
CUUUAUUUGAAGCCCAAUUUAAAGUAUGCAGACGGGGCAGGCUGCCCGUGGACCGCUUCAAACUGAGUCUACAACCGGGCUGAGAGCAGACGAUGCAUAGACAUCCUGAUCACGGGGUUUCGGAGGAGACGGGAAGAUGCUGCUGAUGCUGAGGCUGCCGCUAUGAGCGCCGCCGGCUGCAGCGGAUCGCUGUAACUCUGCACAGAGGGGAGGGAAGCUCCUCCAACACCACCAAAAUAGACCGGCUCACUCACUCUGACCUGGACAAUGAGCAAUGAUCUGCCUGUUUUGACAAGUUUGACUGAGAACUCCACUGAUGUGCCUGUGUCAGCGGGCCAGGUGGAGAAUUAUGUGCUGCUGUUGGUGCUGCUGAGUGUUUUUGCCGGGGGGACGCUGGUUCUGCUCUCCCUGCUGCUCCUCUUCUGUCACCGCUGCUGCUUGGGCGGACGACGCUACUCCAGAGCGAGCGAUGACCCUGAGAAGACAAACACCACUUAUGCUGAGGAUUCUCAGCCCACACAAGAAAUUACAAUUCGCCUGGAUGAAUCAGAUGCCCUCUCAGCAUCGAGCUUUCAUGAUGGAGAGUCGGAGAGAUUUGUUUCCACGGGGUCCACCGGCCGAAGAGUCUCCUUCAAUGAAUCUGCACUUUACGAACAGGAGAAAACGACUCAGGACAAAGCACGCAGGUACACGCUGACUGAAGGAGACUUCCACCACCUGAAAAAGGCCCGACUUACCCACCUUCAUUUGCCUCCAGCCCCAUGUGACCUGAAAAUACUCACCAUCAUGGAGUGCGACUCAACAGAGAGCAGCACCAUCAAUAUCAAUGAGACUGCAAUGUCCAAACUACCCCUCACCAUCUACCAGCCUCCUGAUAGAAGAAUCCCUGACUGGAUGGGACAGAGUCUGAGUGGAGGACUUCCAGGAGACCCACAUCACUCCAUCGUUCUGGACCAGGAAUGCAGGCGGUCCUCAUUAGCCAUGAAAACACAGCACACUCGAUCCCAGACAAUGGAGGCUCUCGGGAACAGGGGGGAGGCCGAGAGUGAAUGGGGACAGAGAGGAGAGCCCACACAACCUCCAAGUCAGACUUCAGUUCUACAUUUCUUCUCUAAACUGCGGCGGCAUGCCAGUCUGGAGGGGGCUGGGCCUUACUUUAAAAGGUGGAAGUUUGACACCAGUCACCGGGCUGCCAGUCUGGAUGCCAAAGGGUCCCCAAAGAGGAGGCCCUUUCAGAGACAGAGAGCAGCAAGUGAAAACACAGAUCACACUGAAGAUGAAUCCUCUCCUCUCCCGGAAGAUGCCUUUGAAUCUUUCCCACAUACGCCCAUCCAGACCAGUGGCCUCCAGUCCCUCUCUGCAGAGUCUCUCUCUCAUCCUGCAGCUGCAUCCACAACUUCAGUCUUCCUCAGGAGGCUUAAACUGGAGGCUAUGGUGGAGGUAGGUGGUAGCAUCAGCUCCAGGAGAGAUGAACUCCGUUUGCCAUCAGAUCCUGCUCAAAGGCGAGAGGAGGCCACAUUCAAUGGACCCAGAGUGGAAGAAGAGACUAUGUUUAGAGCCGUUAUAAGAACAGAAGCAGCAGGAGAUGAGCUUGAGUCUGCAGAAGAUGAUGACUUGUUUGGGGCAGAACAAGAAGCUGCCAUGCAGGAAAGAUUUGACGACAUGUUAAUGAAAACUGACACCAACACAGGCGGCAGCACAGUCGAUGUGAGGAAAAAGAAUGAGACAGAGGUGGAUGAUGGAGAUGAAGUAGUUUUAGGAGCUGAAGCCAGACAAAGGACUGACUCAGGCUCAUCUCUUUCAUUCAUGAUUCGCCAGGAGAGCUCAGAGGCCCCUCCCUCCCUGUACAGAGACAUUUGGAGCUUGCGAGCCUCUCUGGAGCAGUAUGCCUCCUCAGACCAGAGCAGCACAGAUCACGAGUCCAUCCGCAGUGAUGCAGACAGCAUCUCAUCCAUUGGUGGUGCAGGAGCUCGUUCUGGUCUUGACAGCUGCCUGUCCCAAGAUCUGGAUGAUGAGCCUGAAGGAGAAGGGGAAGGAGAGGGAUUGGAGGGGGGAACUAGAGGGGCAUCAGGUGUGGACAGCGAGAUGGGAAGUGGAGCUGGAGGAGAGGGUGAGGGAGGAAACAGGAAGCUUCUUCAAAUGGACAGUGGCUAUGCCUCUAUUGAAGCACCAUCCAAGGCCCCUGAAGAGAUGCGGCUGUUUGGGACUCCAGGAGCUCCUCGGGGUAAGACAGCAUCUGAGAGAAGACUGUUUUUCACCAACGCAGGAAGAAAAGGAUCAGUGUGUGAAAGCACUGAGGCCAGGCUGUUUCAGGAGGAGCUGGAGGACCAGAUGGUAGAUGGCACAGGGGACAAAACAAAGCAGAAAUCUCAGAUUAGUGGUCUAUCUUACACCCUUCAAGAACCACAUCAACUCAUGAAAUCCCUUCAUCCUCAGAAAACUCCAGAAUCCCACACUCAAUUAUUGUCUCCAGUACUAAAGCCAGUCAGUCAGCCAUCCAGUCCUCACCGACCUCGUCUCCGCCGCCGUGACUACAGCAUUGAUGAAAAGACAGAUGCUCUUUUUAAUGAGUUCCUUCGUCAUGACCCACGCUUUGACCAGCAGGACUCUCCGUUACGCUCCAGGCACAGAUCCAGAGUUCACCUUCGAAAACAGUGGCAAAGACAUAAGCAAUACAGUGACCCAGGCUCAGUCUCUGGCGGAAGGUACUCGCCAUCUUUGGAGAGGCAGAGGUUUGUUCCGCUGAGAAGGGGUGACAGUGCCGGUUACCCUCUGGACACAAGAUAUCACAGCACCCUGUCACGCAUAGCGAGUGCUGCAGAUGAAGAAGCUAGCGAAGUUGCGGCUUCUGAAGAGGCAGCCAAGGAGAGAGCAGAGAGCAAAGAUCAAAAAAGUGAGGGAGCUGCAGAGAACGCUGCUGAGAGUGCAGCAAACAAAACAUGUGAAGUAACCACCACAACAAAAAGCAGCUCUAGCUGUGAAGAGUCCACUGCUGAGGCUGAUGGUCACCAAGUCUCUCCAAACAAGGACACAGAAAGCACAACUAUUCAGUCUGUGAGCGCUGUGACUGCACACAUGAGCCACAUGGAUCCAAGAGUGGACAACAGGAACAACAACAGUAGCCAAGCUAUCCUAUCAGAGGUUUCCCUGCAGGCAGAAAGCAGUGUGACAGAUAAGCUGGUGGUGUCAGUGGAAGAGAGGCUUUACGGAGGCCUGCGGAGUGCAGAGAAACCUGGACAGGCAGGAUCAGAGUGUGAGCUUACCGUGUCUCACACAGCCUCACCUGGAUUCAGUCCAAUAUAACUUAUUAGCUAUGCCAUUUCCUUCAUCGCUUUCUUUCAGAUCCGGUGCAUCUGAUCAGCUACACAUCUGGACUCAAAAGGUCCACAGCAAUUCAGACAUCAGGUGUUAAAUACGGUCAGACGUCUUCUACUGGCCAGAAGUACCUUCUUGAUGGCCGGUCUAGUCCAGCAUUCAUUCAAACCUUAACUGCCACGGUGAUGCCAUGUGACGUGAUGUCCCCUUCUAUUGGUACUCAUUCUUAAAAAAAAUCAAUUGCACUUAUCUCAUAGCUUUGGAGAUGUACACGAUCAUUAAGACAAAAGAUAUUUUCAGACUUAACUGAGUUUUUAAGCAUGCUACUGAAGGUAAAAAAAAAUAUGUAUUUAAGUACUGUACAGGUUUAACUUCAGACAAAAAAGCACUUUCAAGGGAAGAAUGACAAUGAAGGUGUCACCAAUUUCUCUCAUUUCUUAAACCCUAUCCUCCUCAAGUGUCCUUGUCUUGCUCAUCAUGAGAGUAAAUGUGUGAGAGCCGUUUUGUAUUUGGCAAUAUGAACAAGGCUUCAGUGUUUAACACUUUCUUCAUAAACACUGUGUCAUCGGCUGUGUAGAUAACACUCCAUGUGUUAAAGUACACUACCCGUCAUAGGUUUGGGAACACUUUUCCAGCAAAUCCAAUGGGAAAACUUAUGACCAGUAGUGUACAAUGAGAUGGUAAAUACAAGAGACGGUCAAAACAGUGGUGGAAAUGCAGGCAUUAACCAUCUUUACAAAAACAUUUCAUACAUUUUUAUUAGUCAUUAGUUCCUGUUGCACAUCAUAACUAAGGAGGUAGUAUCCAGGAGCUUCCGUGGAGUGCCGCCCACACUGAGCUGAGGGAAGACUGACAGAUGAUGGUUAAAGUGACUGACACGGGAUCCUCUCAGGCGUUUACACAGUUGGCCCAGUGACAAAGAGUUGAUGUUGUGAAUCGGAGGAUGAAAAUUAUAAGAGAUGACAGUCUGCUUGCAGCAGAAACAGAUAAAACUGUGUAUCACCCCCCCCCCCAAAAAAAACACAAACAAAAACCAAUGCUGAACUUGUACUGAUGAGAUGUUUAGCCAAAACUUUUCUAUCUAGAGUUUCAUUUGCUGCAGAGUCUCAUGCUGGAGGAAAUGCAACAUGUUUAAGUUCUGCAGAUUUCAUCUUAAUGACAUGAAUGCACACUUGAGCAUCAAUUUAUUUUUAUUUUUUCCUUAAUUUGAAAAAGUUAUGGACAUCGGGGUG